Messenger RNA from Didymella exigua CBS 183.55, 1959 nucleotides. Its product is annotated as peroxisomal adenine nucleotide transporter 1. Lineage: Eukaryota; Fungi; Ascomycota; Dothideomycetes; Pleosporales; Didymellaceae. The transcript has a single exon. The record is from RefSeq and is a predicted model, not a curated record. The coding region runs from base 129 to 1859 and encodes 576 amino acids.
GUCUCCGCCAAAGCCACCAUGAAAGCGUUCCCCGCGUUCUUGUGCGCCCUUGUCGGUGUGCUAUUCUCUGAGCAGCUUGCUCUUGUAUUUCGAAACAUUUCUGCUGGUCCGUCGGCAGCACCGUCAAUAUGAGCAGCUACACGUACAUCUACAACUCGCAGCUCGAUGCCUUCUCGCUCUACCAUCUCACGCACGAGCAGGCGACGAAACCCAGCGCCCUCGGCCCAGCCCUCCCAGCCCUCGGCCAUGCAACGUCGGGCGCGUUGGGCACUGCCAUCUCGAAGCUCAUCACGUACCCUCUCGACCUCGUCGUUGCGCGCCUCCAAGUUCAGAAGCAGCUUCAGGGUGAAAACGAAAAACCUCGAUACGAUGGCAUUCUUGAUGCGAUUGAAAAGAUCUACGAGCGCGAAGGGGGAAUAUCAGCCUUCUACAAUGGUGUCCCGCACGAGGUAUUCAAGGGCGUCACGGACAGCUUCCUGUUCUUCCUCGCGUACUCGUACGUGAGGCAGAACCGACUGGCUGCUCAAGGCGGACGAAAGAGCUUGGGCGCUUUGGAGGAGAUCGGUGUAGGCGUGGUGGCCGGCGCCUUCUCCAAGCUGUGCACGACACCCAUCCAGAACAUUGUCACCAGGAAGCAGACGGCAGCCAUGACUGCGCUCGACGGCAGCACAGGUAUACCACCAGCGUCGAGCGCAAGAGACAUUGCGUAUGAGAUCAGGAAGGAGAAGGGCUUGCAGGGCUUCUGGUCAGGCUACUCAGCCAGCCUCAUCUUGACGCUGAAUCCGUCCCUUACCAUGCUGCUGCACAAGGUGCUGUUGCGACUCUUGGUACCGCAUGGCAAGCGCGACGACCCCGGCGCACGAAUCACGUUCUUGAUUGCGGCGACGAGCAAGGCAUUGGCCUCUACCCUCACCUACCCAUUCCAGCUUGCGAAGACGCGGGCUCAGGUCUCAUCUCAAAAGCCCAGCGACGCUUCCGGCGAGACAUCUGAGUUCGAGAAAACAGAGAAGCCAUUGCGGUCGAAAGCCGUUCGUGCCAGACAGCGCACUGUCUUUGCCACUAUUCUGCGCAUUGCACAGACCGAGGGCUUCCAGGGCUUGUAUCAGGGUCUCGGCGGGGAGGUCCUUAAGGGCUUCUUCUCUCACGGCAUCACCAUGCUGAUGAAGGAGCGCAUCCACGCCGCCAUAAUUUCUCUAUACUACAGCGUGCUGAAAUCCAUGGAACGCUUUCCCAAUGCCGAACAGCUCAAGGAAAUGGCAGCAGAAGGCAUUGAAGACGGCAAGGGGCGUGUGAGCGAUGCGUACACCAAGGGCGUGGAGGUUGCCGGACAAGCAGCGGAAAAGGUUCAGGAAGCUGUUGCACAAGGGUCUCAGCAGGCUCAGGACCUCUACGCGAGCAGCAAGGAGCAAAUCAGUGAAGCGUACGGCAGGGCCACCGACACAGUGAGCAGUGGUUCGCAGCAGGCACAGAGCCUAGCGGAAGGCGCGAAGGAGCAAGCAAGGGGGGCAUACAACAAUGCAGCUGAGGCAGCUCAGUCUGUCUCGUCGACAGCAGAGGCACAAGCCAGCAAGAUUGGCGAUGCAGCACAGUCCGCCAGCUUGACUGCCCAGGACCCCGCUAGCGGUUCGUACGCAAAAGCCACUGAUGUCACCGAGCCAGUGGCCUUGACAGCACAGGGCAAGGCCAGCGAGGUAUACAACAAGUACGCCCAAGCGGCAGAUUCUCCCACAGCCAGCGCCCAGCAAGCGGUCAGCACCGAAUCGCAGUCUGUCAGUCUGGUGGAGAAGGGCAAGGAGAUCGCCAACAAUGCGCAGGAGCAGUCGAGAGACAUUGCAGACAGUUACGGCAAGAAGGAGUAAUGCUGAAGGCAGGGAUCGAAUGGUAGCAGACUGUAUAUAUACCCAGGUUUUCUUCUCACGUGCAUAUGAUAAUUUCAUGAUGGUGUUCUGGGUUCCCCUG